Molecule: messenger RNA, 1508 nt
Organism: Uloborus diversus
Lineage: Eukaryota; Metazoa; Arthropoda; Arachnida; Araneae; Uloboridae
Product: neuropeptide SIFamide receptor-like
Exons: 4
Coding region: 6-1244 (412 amino acids)
Biological process (GO): G protein-coupled receptor signaling pathway
Cellular component (GO): membrane
Molecular function (GO): peptide binding; neuropeptide Y receptor activity
Source: RefSeq, a predicted model, not a curated record
UAAAAAUGUUGGAGAUCAGUUUUUCACCAGAAGAACUAAUCGCAAGUUUGGCACCAAAUGUUCCAAUUACAUACGCAACCGAAUCUUCGGAUGUUAAAGAACCAAUCAGAUCAACACAGCGGCACGCUGAGAUUAACCUGAGUUCAGUAUUCAAUUUUUCAUUGGACAAUGAAAACGAGACUGGCUAUCCUGAGUUUUGGAUGAGGCAUUCGCCAGAAAUAGCAACUGUGUUGUGUUUCGUGUACUCGAUUGUGUUCCUGCUCGGAAUUCUAGGAAACAGUUUCGUAGUGACUGUGGUGCUUCGAUCACCAAGAAUGCGAACAGUAACGAAUUUUUUCAUCGUGAAUUUAGCUCUUGCGGAUAUUCUCGUGUUGAUUUUCUGCUUGCCCGCCACAUUGCUGGGAAAUAUUUUUGUUCCAUGGAUGCUUGGUUGGUUCAUGUGCAAAAGUGUUUCCUACCUUCAAGGAGUAUCAGUCAGUGCUUCAAUCAACACACUUGUUGCCAUUUCUAUGGACAGAUUUCUGGCAAUCUGUUAUCCUCUGAGAUGUCAGAUGACAACCAGCAAUGCUCGUCGGAUCAUCAUCAUCAUAUGGGUGUUUUCAUUCUUCAUAACUCUCCCAUGGGCGUUAUACUUUCGUCUGGAGCCCAUGGACCCUUCCCUUCCAGAAGUGAACAUCUGCCGCGAGGUUUGGCCAGAGGAACAUUCCGAAACUCUCUACUUUCUCAUUGCUAAUCUCGGCCUGUGCUACAUCUUGCCUCUUUUUGUCAUAUCCUUCUGUUACGUAGCAAUUUGGAUCAAAGUGUGCCGCAGAAGUAUCCCGGGAGAGACCAAAGGCACAAAUGCGGAUCUAGUGAUGCAGAGAUCGAAAUUGAAAGUUGUGAAGAUGAUGGUAGUUGUAGUAGUACUCUUCGUUCUCUCCUGGCUGCCACUUUAUAUUAUAUUCACUAUGGUCAAGCUUGGAGGACCAGUCGAGGAAAACAGCACAAAGGAACAGAUACUUAUGGUUAUGGUUCCCAUUGCGCAAUGGCUGGGGGCUUCCAACAGUUGUAUCAAUCCUGUUCUUUACACAUUCUUUAACAAGAAGUUCAGAAGAGGAUUUUUGGCAAUUAUCAAGAGUCGAUCCUGCUGUGGUACUUUGCGGUACGAUACUGGUCCUAAAGGUACCAGGAGUACAGUACUGCGAAGCACUUUUAAGUCCCGUAAUGAUACUCAAUGCGACUACAUGCCAACAGCUCAAGUAUAAUGAAUUGUGAUUAAUCAUUUGAUGAAUAUUUAUUUAACGAAAUUGUAAUCUGGUAUAACUGUUCGUGUAUCUACAUACUUGUAAUGUGUAUUUUGAGAGAAAUCUAAGUGUUUUUAAAACAUUGCUCACAGUAUCAAUUUUAAUGUACAAGAUUUUACGCAUAACUAAAUGUUUAUUUUUAUGUAUUAUUAAACAUUGCACUAGUUUAUUUGUUUGAUGAAUAUUUUAAAUGUAACACGAAUAAAGUUGUAAUGCAUGGUUACC